Coccomyxa subellipsoidea C-169 is the source of this 624-nucleotide messenger RNA. RefSeq lists its product as hypothetical. Gene Ontology annotation, molecular function: RNA polymerase II general transcription initiation factor activity. The record is from RefSeq and is a predicted model, not a curated record. Lineage: Eukaryota; Viridiplantae; Chlorophyta; Trebouxiophyceae; Coccomyxaceae. Gene Ontology annotation, biological process: transcription initiation at RNA polymerase II promoter; RNA polymerase II preinitiation complex assembly. Gene Ontology annotation, cellular component: transcription factor TFIID complex. The transcript has 4 exons. The coding region runs from base 1 to 624 and encodes 207 amino acids.
AUGUCUGGGGACCGUGAGGAGCAGCUGCUAUUGCGGGUGCAAGACAAAGCCCUUGCGGAUCGUAUCCGACAGGUCUUGAGAGAAAAUGCCGACACUUCUACAGCCCCAAAACUAGAGAUACACUUUGACGAGAACGGAUCAGGCAGGAGAGGCACAUUCAAAUUGGGGAAUGACAGCUUCCCUCUCAGUCUGCAAGACCUGCCCACCAUCGUUGACAGCUACAAAACAUACGAUGACAUCAACUUGGUCAAAUCCGCAAAUAUUGGCCAGGUGUUGGUCGUUGGCAAAGAGGGGGCCAGUCAGUCGCAGGCCACAAAGUGCAAGGAUGGGGUAACUCUGGUGAUGCGUGACGCUCGCAAGCGGGUGUUUCAGAAGCCGCACAAUGUUGACCUAGCCACCAUGCGUCAGCUGGAGGAAGAUCUCCUGAUCCUUGCAUCGGGACAGGCGCCACAGAACAUGGAGAUCACUGACGUUGAGGAGGAGUAUGUGGUGAGGGAUGAUGGCACUGGAAGCUGGCAGCCUGUCACAAAACAGAGAGCGGCGGCAGCGCCCACCACAAAGAAGCAGAAGACCAAACAGGCGCCCAGCACCUCCUCAGGCCCAGCAGAGAUAGAGGAAUUCUGA